This is a messenger RNA of Lactuca saligna, 399 nucleotides long. The record is from the annotation of a GenBank genome assembly. NCBI's taxonomy places the organism in Eukaryota, Viridiplantae, Streptophyta, Magnoliopsida, Asterales, Asteraceae.
AUGGCUGCUUCUUCAAUCUUCAUGGCAACUCCCAUCACACUCCUCAAGAAAACUCCCACCUUCUCCGUCAAAUGUAUGUCACAAACACCUCAAAGCGGUGAACCGGGGGUUUCAAAACCAGCAACCACCCCAACACCACCACAGAUCAACAUUCCUCCUCCUCCGCCACCUGCUCCAAAGGUCAGCACGAAGUUCUCUGACGUGUUGGCGUUUAGUGGACCUGCACCGGAGAGGAUCAACGGAAGGUUAGCCAUGAUAGGGUUUGUGUCGGCGAUGGCUGUGGAACUGAGCAGCGGUCAAGAUGUGUUCACCCAGAUCGGCAACGGCGGUGUUGCGGUGUUUGUCGGGACAAGUUUGGUGUUGACGUUGGCGUCGUUGGUGCCGUUGUUUAAAGGGUGA